Terrapene triunguis (Three-toed box turtle) is the source of this 485-nucleotide messenger RNA. RefSeq names its product protein FAM50 homolog. The transcript is spliced from 6 exons. Gene Ontology annotation, biological process: chromatin organization. The record is from RefSeq and is a predicted model, not a curated record. Gene Ontology annotation, cellular component: nucleus. Lineage: Eukaryota; Metazoa; Chordata; Testudines; Emydidae. Bases 216 to 485 code for a protein of 89 amino acids.
AGAAAGAGGAGCUGCCCCCCAAGAAGCGCAAACUGGGAAAGAAUCCGGAUGUGGACACCAGCUUCCUGCCGGAUCGGGACCGCGAGGAGGAGGAGAACCGCCUGCGCGAGGAGCUGCGCCAGGAGUGGGAGGCCAAGCAGGAGAAGAUCAAGAGCGAGGAGAUUGAAAUCACCUUCAGCUACUGGGAUGGCUCCGGCCACCGGCGCACGGUCAAGAUGAAGAAGGGGAACACCAUGCAGCAGUUCCUGCAGAAAGCCCUCGAGAUCCUGCGCAAGGACUUCAGCGAGCUCAGGUCAGCCGGGGUGGAGCAGCUCAUGUACAUCAAGGAGGAUCUGAUCAUCCCCCACGUAAGUGGCUGGCGCGGGCUUCCAGCGUCCUCUGCUCACAUUUCUCUCCCCCCGUCCUGCCCCAGGAGCUCCCUCCCAGGUCAAUGGAGCCUGCUCGGGGUCCAGCCUUGGCACGCGCAGCCCCUGGUCACCCCGUGA